UUGAGACGAGGCCAGGCUAGCCAGAUCUACGGAUUUAUCCGUAGAUCUACGGAUUUGUUCGCUUCUACGGAAUAACAUUUAUAUGGAAAAUCCGUAGAAAAGAAGGAAAAUCCGUAAAAUCUACGGAUUUUAACGAAAUAAUUCUGGCAACGCUGGACGAGGCUCGAAAGCUGCGCUGCCAGAGCUCUCGGUGCUCUUAUUUUGAUUAAUCAAAAAUAUCAAAAACAAAAUCCAAUCAAAUGAAUCGGCGUUUGUUGAUUUGUUUAUUGCGUGGAUAUUGCAGCUUGAGACUUGACUUUUAAAUCAAAAAUAGACACAAAUAUAACAUGGCAGAGAUAGAUGGUUCAGGAAGCCACUUUAAUGUUAAGACUGAACUCGAUGAUAGUGCUAUGAUCAAAAUCGAGGUCACUGAAAUAUUCGAUCCGGAUGACCUGGGUAGCGACUCGAACAGCAUUGAUCAAUGCGGAUCACUAACGGAAAAGUCGCAACAAAAGAUUUUAUCUGAGGAUAUCUCUUAUUCUUAUUCUAAGCACCACAGGAAAGGUAUCUACAAACGUACGAUGAGUCAGAUUGCCUCUGGAUAUGUAUUGAAAAAGGAUAAUUUUUUCCACUGUGGUAUUGAUGCUGGCGGUUGCAAUUAUGUUCAGCGACAAUUGGACAUAAGCAAUUUUGUAAGGCAUUUUAGGACCGUGCACCCACAGAGCGCACACAAGAUUGGUUUGUUUAGAGAUGGCAUGGAACCCAAACGAAAGCGCAUCAUUUCAAGAAAAGCGAUAGCAAUCGACGUUCAAAGGGCACUCGAGGCAUGUAUUAAACUUGUUACUUGCCACAAUUUGCCGCUGAGAUGUUUCGAAUGGUCUGGUCUUCGUUUAUUGUUAGACCCUAUUUCCGAAGCUCUAGGUUUACAGAUGAGGCAUAAGGAUAUUAAAUUACAUAUUCAUAGUGCAGCAAAACAAGUAACGAAUCUCAUAAAAGCAGGAAUAGAGAACAAGUUUGUGUCAAUAAGAAUUGACUCUAUUUCACGGCAUGGUCGCCAUGUACUGGCCGUGAACGCGCAAUAUGAAAAGAACCGUGAGGUAGUUAUGUACAGUUUGGGCAUAAUUGAAGUUAGAAAAAAAUCCACUGCCAAGCAACUCAAAUGUAAAUUGGACAACGUAUUCCAUCGCAAUGGCCUAACGAAAGAGCAAAUUUUUAUAAUCGUUGUCGACAAUGCAGCUAGCAUAAUUUGCAGCGAAAAACAGCUCCAAAAAUCAUUCACUGAUACGAUAGUUUCUAACGAGUUAGUGAAUGUAAAUGAUUUUAAUGACUCGCAAAAGGAAGAGGACUUACUAGAAGCAUUAUCGCAAGAACUAGCCGAACAAUAUUUUGUAGUUCGUGGUGCAGCUCGUAUGCUUUAUAUUGCCCUGAACGAUGUUCUCCAGGAUUCAGAUACGCGUGUUGUGCAAAUAACGGAAUUCGCGAACUGUUUGAGAAAGGUGAAAUAUAAACAUGAUUUCAGUGUUAGUAAGGCAAGUUACCCUCCCCUGUGCCCUCCUCUAAUAUGGAGUGGAAAGUACUCUACGUUCAAGAGUAUUGUUGAACAAGAAGAUUUUUUUACUUCUCUAGGCCAAUUAUUUCCAGAACUGAAGUUAAGUUGUGAACUGUGGCAGUUCAUGAAAGAGUAUAUAGCUGCAUUUACACCCGUUUACAAUAUUAUCAUGAUGAUGCAAAACGAACACCAUCCGUUUCCGGAUUUUUAUAUGCAGUGGUUGGUUGCAAUAAAAAAAGUACGCAGUUUAUCGGAUAAUUAUAUCUCUAAACCACUUGUGGAAGCGCUUACAAAAAGACUGGGCGAUCUAAAGGAAAACAUCGUGUUCAAAGUUGCUCUCUAUUUGGAUCCUCGCUUCAACUAUUUGAAUUCUGCUGUAUUCACCAAUGCUGAGAAAAUAGAGAUACAGAAUUAUAUUAUCGAUCUAAUGAACAAAAUCGGCAACAUUAAACCUACAGAGUCACCAGCGAGGUUAGCAGAAUCAGAACCGUCGAAUGCCUCUAAAGAUGAUAUGGAUGAUUUUCUUACCGAAAUGUUUGGAGGAACGUUAGAAACAUCACAAAAUGCUUUGCGAUAUAAGAACUCGCCCCUACUUCAGUUGGUUAAGGUCUUGGAAAUAGAACCAAGACAACCGCACAAUUAUGAUGUUUGGAAGCAUUGGAUAAUGAAUCAGACUAGCAGUGCUGAACUGUUCUCUGUGGCUAUGGUUGUGUUGGCUGCACCAUCGAACUACAUUCCGAUCGACAAAGUUUUAAGUACGUUAGGUGUGCUGAUAACCGGCAUUGAUAAUGAAAAUGACGGCCAGGCACUGGAAGACAUACUAUUGGUCAAGCUGAACCAAUGUUUUUUGGAAAGGAUUGACCUUUCAAAAGAUAAUAGUGAUAAUCAAGAGUCCAGCGAUGCCGGUAAUUAAUUCAAAAAUAAAAACAUAUUACAAUAAUGUUUGGGAUUGUUAUCAUCGAGUAA
Messenger RNA from Wyeomyia smithii (pitcher-plant mosquito), 2494 nucleotides. RefSeq lists its product as uncharacterized. The transcript has 5 exons. The record is from RefSeq and is a predicted model, not a curated record. NCBI's taxonomy places the organism in Eukaryota, Metazoa, Arthropoda, Insecta, Diptera, Culicidae. Bases 327 to 2441 code for a protein of 704 amino acids.